Messenger RNA from Myotis lucifugus (little brown bat), 3031 nucleotides. RefSeq names its product phosphodiesterase 4C (gene PDE4C). Gene Ontology annotation, cellular component: cytosol; perinuclear region of cytoplasm; nucleus. The transcript has 15 exons. Gene Ontology annotation, biological process: signal transduction. NCBI's taxonomy places the organism in Eukaryota, Metazoa, Chordata, Mammalia, Chiroptera, Vespertilionidae. Bases 1 to 2169 code for a protein of 722 amino acids. Gene Ontology annotation, molecular function: 3',5'-cyclic-AMP phosphodiesterase activity. The record is from RefSeq and is a predicted model, not a curated record.
AUGGAGACCCCGGGGGUACCAGAAGGGGCGCGGGCACCCAGCGAGCUGAACCGCGCUCUCGGCGGCCAAGGCUUAGCCAGAUCCCCGAAGCACCUGUGGCGGCAGCCGCGGCGCCCCAUCCGUAUCCAGCAGCGAUUCCACUCGGACCCGGACAAGUCCGCGGGCCGCAGCCAGCAGAACCGGGGUCCGCGGCUGGGGCUCCAGAAGUCAAGGUGCUCCUGCCCCACUUCCUUCCAUGGCUUUGACCUGGAAAAUGCACUCUCACGCGGGAGAAGCGCCCAGGACCCUCAGGUCGGGCUUGGCCCUGGCCAGGUCACCCAACACAGCCAGCGGCGUGAGUCCUUCCUGUACCGCUCGGAGAGCGACUACGAGCUCUUGCCUAAGGCCAUGUCCCGGAACUCUUCUGUGGCCAGUGACCUACAUGGAGAAGACAUGAUUGUGACACCCUUUGCCCAGGUCCUGGCCAGUCUGCGGACUGUUCGGAGCAAUGUUGCUGCGCUAGCCCACCUGCAAGGCCACAGAGCAGCCAAGCAGACAUCCAUCGGGAACCCUCCAUCUGGCAGUCAGCCCCCUCCUCCUCCAGAGGACACUGGGCAGAAGCUGGCCUUGGAGACACUGGAUGAGCUGGACUGGUGUCUGGAUCAGCUGGAGACCCUGCAGACCCGGCACUCGGUGGGGGACAUGGCCUCCAACAAGUUCAAGCGGAUGCUGACCCGGGAGUUGACUCACUUGUCUGAGACCAGCCGCUCGGGGAACCAGGUGUCAGAGUACAUUUCCCAAACCUUCCUGGACCAACAGACCGAGGUGGAGUUACCCAAGGGAACCCCCAAGGAACCCUCGAGGCCCAUGUCCCAGAUCAGCGGCCUGCAGGGGCUCCCCCACAGUGCCAGCCUCCCCACAGCCACCACUCCAUGCUUUGGGGUCCAGACUGACCAGGAGGCGCAACUGGCCAAGGAACUGGAAGACACCAAUAAGUGGGGGCUUGAUGUGUUCAAGGUGGCAGAGCUAAGUGGGAACCGGCCCCUCACAGCCAUCAUAUUCAGCAUCUUUCAGAAACGGGACCUGCUCAAGACCUUCCAGAUCCCGGUGGACACACUUGCCACCUACCUGCUGACGCUGGAGGGUCACUACCACGCCGACGUGGCCUACCACAACAGCCUGCAUGCCGCUGACGUGGCCCAGUCCACGCAUGUGCUGCUGGCCAUGCCCGCCCUGGAGGCUGUGUUCACAGACUUGGAAGUCCUGGCUGCCAUCUUUGCAAGCGCCAUCCAUGAUGUGGACCAUCCUGGGGUCUCCAACCAGUUUCUCAUUAACACCAACUCGGAGCUGGCGCUGAUGUACAAUGACGCCUCCGUGCUGGAGAACCACCACCUGGCUGUGGGCUUCAAGCUGCUGCAGGCAGAGAACUGCAACGUCUUCCAGAACCUCAGCACCAAGGAGUGGCUGAGUCUGCGCAGGAUGGUCAUCGACAUAGUGCUGGCCACUGACAUGUCCAAACACAUGAACCUCCUGGCUGACCUCAAGACCAUGGUGGAGACCAAGAAAGUGACGAGCCUGGGAGUCCUGCUGCUGGACAACUACUCGGACCGCAUCCAGGUCUUGCAGAACCUGGUGCACUGUGCUGACCUCAGCAACCCCACUAAGCCGCUGCCCCUGUACCGCCAGUGGACAGACCGAAUCAUGGCUGAGUUCUUCCAGCAGGGAGACCGUGAGCGGGAGUCGGGCCUGGACAUCAGCCCCAUGUGUGACAAGCACACAGCCUCAGUGGAGAAGUCCCAGGUGGGUUUCAUUGACUACAUCGCCCACCCACUGUGGGAGACCUGGGCUGACCUGGUACACCCAGAUGCACAGGACCUGCUGGACACGCUAGAGGACAACCGCGAGUGGUACCUGAGCAAGAUCCCCCGCAGCCCCGUGGAUCCCACCAGCCCUGAGCAGGGCGGCCUUGACAGAUUCCAGUUUGAGCUGACUCUGGAGGAGGCAGAAGAGGAGGAGGAGGAGGAGGAGAGAAUGUUGGCCCAAGAGGCCUCAGAGUCACCUGACACUGACCUCCUGUCCCCUGAGGCCAGCUCAGACCCUGGGGCCUUAUGCCUAGACAACCAGAGGACAGUGGGCAAGCCCUGCAUGGACCAUGAGGGCAAUGUAACCGCUGAGCCAUCUGGCUCCUAAUGGCCCCUAAUGAGUGGGUGGACUCUCCAGGAAGAGGUCCCAGAUGAUCAUGCCUUGCCUUCUCCACACACUGAGGGGGACAGCCUUAGUUAUAGGCAAGUUUCAGGAUUGAAGCUGGCUGGGGUCCACUCUGACCCCGGGCUCUGCCGAGCUCUCCUCCUCCAGCGUCAGCUCUGACGUUGGGGCUGGGUCAGGCCCAGCUUCUCCAGCGGUCACUCUUGAGCCACACCCAUCACUUACUCUUUCAUUCUUUAUCAGAUAUUUAUUGGGCACAUCCUGUGUGCCUGGCCUGUGCCUGCUAUGUGCCUCUGGGGGAGCCCUGUGCGACGGGUGAGGAGUCAGCCCCAAGGAGAUGCCCCCCACAGGCACCUCCCUGUCAUCUGCUGGGGACCUUGAUGGGGAAAAGCUUUGUCCAGUCCCAACUCUGGUUCUGGAGCUCUGGAGGGGGUGGUCAGGGGGCAGCAGAGAGAGGGCUCUGUGUGGGGACAUCUCUGAAGACUGAUGUGGCCUGUUGCUGCUUGUGCAUCAGUUAUUGCUUUAAGUAGCUGCGAUUUCUUCUUCAGGUGCCUCUGGGUGCACCUGUUCUCUCUGACCUCAGGACCUCCUGCUGGCCCCUCCCCCCAUUCUCCCUCUUAUACAACAGCAACAAAAGCACACAAUUCCUGUCACCCCUACCGUGGGUCUCUGUAUCCCCCAAUUCUGAGGGUGCCCCAGACACCUCCUAGGGAGGCCUCCUAGGCCUCAGUUUCCCCUCUAUGGCCUGAUCCUAGUAUUUGGGUAAACUUUGGUUGAGAGGUAGUGUCUCUGAGCACCCUGAAAUAUCUUAGAAAUCUGGGGCGUUGAACGUUUCUCUGGAGUUAAA